This is a messenger RNA of Rhagoletis zephyria (snowberry fruit fly), 2170 nucleotides long. RefSeq names its product transmembrane protease serine 9-like. Gene Ontology annotation, biological process: proteolysis. The record is from RefSeq and is a predicted model, not a curated record. NCBI's taxonomy places the organism in Eukaryota, Metazoa, Arthropoda, Insecta, Diptera, Tephritidae. Gene Ontology annotation, molecular function: serine-type endopeptidase activity.
UGCUACGGCAACUGUUACCGGCUGGGGUGCACUCGUACAGGGUGGGUCCAGUCCAAAUCUAUUGCAGGAGGUUAAAGUGCCGAUUGUCAGCAAUGAACUGUGUGAUCAGGAUUAUGGCUCUGCCGGUCUAAUUACGGAUUCUAUGCUGUGCGCUGGCGUACGCGGUGUUGGCGGCAAGGAUGCCUGUCAGGGUGAUUCCGGUGGUCCACUGUUAGUCAAUGGCAAAUUGGCCGGGGUGGUUUCAUGGGGUUAUGGUUGUGCAGAUUAUAGAUAUCCGGGGGUGUACUCGAACGUAACACAUUUGUUGCCAUGGUUGCGUGAAAAGAUCGCCGCGAUCGAUGCUACCGCACAAUGCAGGCGCACAGUAUGUGCGGUUUCACAACAACCCGAGUGUCAUGCAAUGCUAAUAUCGAGCAGUCAGUUCAACACUGGGCGAACAACGUCAGCUGAGGCUCUAAAGACAGAAGUAUUAAAAAUGACACCACGCACAGUUAGACCACUAUACAUUUUCAUUUUUUCCCUGUGUAUCUGCAUCGCACUGGCCGGCGCCUCAAUCGUCUUAGCUGGGGAUGGAGUGGAAAGUCGUAUUAUUGGCGGUACUGCAGUGGACAUAUCCUACGCACCAUAUUUGGUAUCACUGCGCUACAAGCGCAACGCUUCAACACCCUUCGUCCAUCGUUGUUCCGGCACGAUUCACUCGACGCAAGUUGUGCUUACGACUGCGCGCUGCGUUAUCGGCUUGGAGCCUCGACAAUUGCAAAUUGUCGCCGGCAGCAGUUAUAGUUCACAAACCGAUGGCUAUGUUUAUCUCAUCAACUCGAUUCACUUACAUCCGGAUUUUAAUAUUUUCUUUAUCGAUAAUGAUUUGGCGUUGCUACACUUGGAAUUUCCGCUUGCCACAAAUAAUGCGAAGUUGAUUUCGCCGAUCGCUUUGGCUGCGGUUGUGCCUGCUGCUGGCAAUGCGUCAACAGUGGCUGGCUGGGGCGUAACGACAGAGCAGGGUACACAGGCGGACCAGUUGCAGCAAGCGUCAGUGCAUCUGUUGGACGAUGCGACAUGCAAGGCGGCGUAUGGUGGGGGACGCAUUAGUGCGGCGAUGUUAUGUGCAGGCGGUGUGAGCGCGACGGGCGUCGUUGUCGAUGCUUGCCAAGGAGAUGCGGGUAGUGCGUUGGUUUUUAACGGCGCUGCUGUGGGCUUAGUGUCAUGGGGUAGUGGCUGUGGACGCGAAGGCUACCCUGGAGUCUAUACGAAUUUGGUGCACUUGAAGGAGUGGAUCGAAAAUGAGCCGCUUUAUAAACCCACCAUGACCAGCGCUUUUCAAUUCCGUUUACUUAUGCUAGCCUCCUUUUGCUGGCUUGGAAUUCAAGCUGGCGUCAUAACAGUCAACUCAGACAUUCCAAACAAUCUUGAGCAACAAGAAGGACGCAUUGUGGGUGGCCAACAAACGGAUAUAGCCAACCAUCCUUACCAAGUAUCCAUCGGGCUUGAUUCCGCUGUGCUUAUACAUAUCUGUGGCGGUUCGAUUUAUGCGCCGCGUGUUGUUAUUACUGCCGCACAUUGCCUGAAAGGACGUUACGCUUACACGCUACGCGUUGUUACAGGUUUAACCACGCUCGCCGACUCAGCUGAACAAGGUGUAGCGGUGCAGAAGCUAAUCUAUCACAGUGGUUAUGUGAAGAAAACGCAUGCGAAUGAUGUUGGUUUGGUAAUUCUGAAGGAAGCUUUGACAUACUCAGCCAACGUGCAGCCUAUCGUGCUGGCACGCACGCCGACCGUUGUAGGUGCACACGCUGUCGCCACAGGUUGGGGCAAAAGCGAUGAAAAUGCGCAGAAAAUGUCUGAAGUGCUGCAGGCAGUGGAACUGCAAAUUGUAGAUAGCUUGGAAUGUGGUGUGCAAUAUGCGACGAAGCAAUAUGUUAUCACAGAGGAGAUGUUAUGCGCAGCCGCUGAAGAGGGUGGCAAGGAUACUUGUCAGGGUGAUUCUGGUGGUCCGCUGGUUGUUGAUGGCGCGCUCGUGGGCAUAGUUUCAUGGGGCAUUGGCUGUGCUCAACAUUAUCCUGGCGUAUACGCAAGCGUGCCAUAUCAUUUUGAGUGGAUUGAGCAGCAAGCAGCGGUAUACAUGCGAAAGGGAGGAGAAGAGCGAGAGACAAAGAACGAGAGAGACGGAUAG